This is a messenger RNA of Diplodia corticola, 1506 nucleotides long. Its product is annotated as mfs transporter. NCBI's taxonomy places the organism in Eukaryota, Fungi, Ascomycota, Dothideomycetes, Botryosphaeriales, Botryosphaeriaceae. Gene Ontology annotation, cellular component: membrane. Bases 1 to 1506 code for a protein of 501 amino acids. Gene Ontology annotation, molecular function: transmembrane transporter activity. Gene Ontology annotation, biological process: transmembrane transport. The record is from RefSeq and is a predicted model, not a curated record. The transcript has 7 exons.
AUGACUGACAAGAAGCGAGCCGACGGAGUUGAAGCCACCAUGAUCGACGACCUCAAGGACCCUGAUUUCGACCGGCAGAAGGAAACCCUGGCACACCAGAGCUUCAGGGGGAAAAGCGACGAGGAGAUAGCCGCUCUGAAGAAGGGGUUGCUGCGGAAGGUGGACUUCAGAGUAAUGCCGAUGCUCAUCCUCCUCUUCCUGCUGAAUAUUUUGGACCGCAACAACUUCACCAACGCCCGCCUGGGUGGUCUCGAGGACGACCUGAGACUAUCGGAUCAUCAGUACAACACUUGCCUGAUGAUCAUGUACGUCGGCUAUCUGCUGUUCCAGUUUCCCAGCAAUGUGAUACUGUCCAACUUCCCUCGGCCUGGGGUAUACCUUUCAGUUGCUGCCGUCCUAUGGGGUGCCAUCUCUACCUGCAUGGCUGCCACACGUAACUUCAGACAGGCUCUAGUAGUCCGAUUUUUUCUGGGAUUUGCCGAGGCACCCUUCUUUCCAGGUGCUCUGCUGAUGCUGUCAUCUUGGUAUCAAAAGGAUGAGCUUCCUUUCAGGAUUGCCAUCCUAUACGCUGGCAACACUAUCUCGAACUGCUUUGGUGGGCUCAUCGCCGCAGGUGUCCUCGGCGGCAUGAACGACGCUGCUGGUAUCCACUCUUGGCGGUGGCUCUUCAUCCUCGAGGGCUGCUUCACUAUUUUCAUUGCAAUCAUCGCUGCCUUCGUGCUGCCAAGCUAUCCGAAAGAUGUCAAGUGGCUGACCGAGGAGGAGAGAGAGUACUCCAUCUGGCGUCUGUCGGUUGAGGUUGCUGGUCAAGACGACGGGGAAGACGGCAGCAAGUCCGUCUGGGAUGGCGGCCUUCAAGCGUUGAAAGACCCUAAGGUCUACAUGCUCAUCCUGAUUCAGUUCUCUCUGAACACCGGAAUGGCCUACACCUACUUUUUCCCCUCCAUUGUCCAGACUCUCGGUUACAACAAAAUCGUCACCUUGCUUCUCACUGCACCUCCCUAUGCUCUCGCGUUCUUUGGAUCGCUUGGAAACUCGAUCCACGCCGGCAAAACCAACGAGCGAGCCUUCCACGUCGCCGUCCCGAUGGCAAUCAGCAUGAUUGGAAACAUCCUGUGCAUCACUAUUACAGGCACGGGUGGAAGAUAUUUCGCAAUGUUCCUGAUGACCUUUGGUGUUUAUUCUGCGUUCAACGUCACAUAUUCGUGGGUAUCUGCCACGAUACCUCGCCCCAGGUCCAAGCGCGCCGCUGCGCUUGCGAUGGUAAAUAUCCUCGGCAAUAGUACACACCUUUUUACGUCGUACCUGUACCCCGACUCGGACGAACCCCGCUACGCUCGGGCUGGAAUCACAUUGGCGCUUUUCUGCGGCCUCGGAGGUGUCGGUUCAAUCGCGCUACGGUACUGGUUGAGACAUGAGAACAAGAAACUGGACCGGCUUGAGGGCACGGUUGGCGAGGACGCAGAGAACGGUGGCCAGCGCAAGGGAUUCAGAUAUGUUCUGUAG